GAGGAACUGAAGAAACGUUUAUCGCUAUCACCAACAUCGAUAUCAAGUAAAGCUCAGCAAACCCUAACCAAUACAGUUGAUCCGUUGUCUCCAUCGAGUACAGAUUGUUCGGAUUGUACACUAGCCUCAUCAUGUUCAUUACCGAUCAUCUCACAGCUGUCUUCAACACCUCCGUCGACGAUCGGUAUCUCACCGACACGUUUUGAACGUAGUGAAGUUUCUAAACAAUACAGUAAUGAAGAUCCAUCAAUAUGCUCAAUCGAAGUGAGACUGCGUGCACCAACAGCAGCAACUCUAUCGAAACAGCAACAGGCGAAUGCGGUGGCGGCCGCAUAUCACCUGAAAGAAGCUCAAGCUCAAGCCGAGGCUCUGGCCGAAGCACAUCGUGGUAUGGUCAUGGACGGCGGCGGCGGCUCAUCGGGUGGCUCAGGCUCGGAUGAUUGCAAUUUGAUGAUGAUCGGCAGCAGAGAUAAUAGUCACUGCUAUAAUCAUUUGAAUACGAAUACGAAUGCAAAUGCAAAUGCACUAUAUGAGGCAAAACUGAAACAACAACAGUACGCAAUGAAAAAUGGCAAUAUUCUGUCGUCAUUGGAUGAGAGCAUCGAAUGGAGAGAAAUCAACGAGAUAAUGGAAUCAUUUGGCGGAGGAAUCUGUCGAGAAUCGGUGUUCACGGAUCAGUACGAGCCGAGAGUAGCUGUUUAUCUGCGUGAUCGUCGUUCAAAAGCACUCACCUUACAGCUCAACAACGGUACAGCAACAGCAGCAGCAGUAGCAGCGUCGUCACCACCCGUAAAUGGCAACACACCUUGUGCAUGUUAUUCGAGGACGACUGCUACCGAUGGAGAUGGCGAUGGCGAUGGCGUUGCCACUGCUACUGAUAGCAUUGAUUCGAAGCAUUUUCUAGCCCUAGCCACCGCCGCCGCCGCCCAAACAGGAGACGGCCCCGGCGACGGCUCUGCUGAGCCUGUUGCUGUGCCUCCAGCUAGUAGACGAGUAUCUAGGCAGUAUGCAGCAGCAGCAGUAGCACCACCAAACGCACACGUUCAACUGCUCGGCACCCAAACAGCAGCAGCAGCAGCACUUCAAUUAGAGUCGCAUAGCAGUAGCAGCCGAUCGCUGCCCUCCGAUGGUUGUGUACACGGUACCUGUUCGUGUGCUGCUGCUGAUGACCAUCUGUUAUCGUCCUCGUUGGUAUCGUUGUCCCCACGCCAUCAUAAUACUACUACUAAUCGAUGUUAUCGUUGUGGUCACGAUCACCAACAGCAUUUCUAUAGUAAUAAUAAUAAUACUGUCGCUGAAACGGCGGCUACUACUAAUGCCUCAGAGGAAAUGAUUUUAAUUUCGUCAUUAAGCGCUGCCUCUAAACGUUGCUCUCCCACUAUUACUACUACUAAUGAUGGUGUUGGUGCGGUACAGCCACAGUCAUCAGUUUCAACAUUGAAUAGUUCAAAUGCUCGUCUAACUAUUAUUAAAUCAUCAACAAUUACCGCGUCUAAUAAUAAUAAUAAUAAUAAUAAUAAGAGUAAUAAUAAUCCUCAUAAAAGCAUUAAUAAUACAUCGUUAUUACUGUCGUCAUCCUAUCCGAGCGGCACUGUAACAAGCUCAGCAAUAGCUUUGCAGCCUCGUGCUUCGUAUAGGUCGUGUUGUGAUUCAACUCAUCGAUAUCAUCACAACACUCAUGCUCAUGCUCAUGUUCAAGCUGCUAAUACGGCUUCUGCAGCGUGUGUUCAUCAAACGAAUGUUGUUGUUGCGGCUGCGGCUGCUAAUGCUAAUGCUUCUUCGUUGAAUUGUACUUCUUGUUGUAUGAGGCCACUAGCCGAAUCCAUCAAAACCAUUGCCGUUCCUCUAGUAGCUAGCGUGUCGACUAGUGCUGCUGCUGGUGGUGGUGGUUAUCAUAAGAAUAAUUAUAAUGGAAAUCAUCAAGUGACGACUAGUGCUAGUAGCAAUAGACGACAAUCAUCAAAAUAUCAUCAUCAUCGUCAUUAUUCGCCGAAUAGGAGUCGCAGUAGUAGCAGUACGACGACGACGACGUCGGCAGUGGCGAAUUGGUUGAACGUUAGCGUUGGAGUGCCGAAUCCACGAGCUAAAGAGAUCGCUACAGUGUUGGAGAGUCACGGUUUUGACAGUGUCAAGCAUAUGUCAACGUUGGAUCGAGCCGCAAUGCAUGAAAUCGGCUUGGACAAGUCCACACAGCAUCAGAUCGGCACCUAUUUAGACAACUAUCCAGGACAGACACCACUUAGUGCAAACUCGUUCACGUACGUAUCGGACUGGUUGAAUUCACUGGAAUUAGAAGAUUAUUUGGGACAUUUUAUCAACGGUGGUCUGACAUCGAUGCUGAUCGUGCUGGCACUGGAUCCAUCUGCAAAACAUUUGAAGUCACUUGGAAUCACUCUACUGGGCCAUCAGAAACGUAUUUUGGAGUCAUUAAAAGAGGCAAAAUUGGAGCGUCGUCUACGUGUUGCAGAACGAAUCAAUGCCGAAACUGCAGCAGUAGCAGCAGCAGAACUAGAGGCAGAGGGAACUGAUAGUGGACAGGAGAGCAGAAGUACGGCGCCAUCGUCAUCAUGUGCGUCUCGUCACAAGAGCCAAAUGCUGAUGCCAUAUGCUCACCACAGCAAAGGACAUCAUCAGCAGCCCCACAGCAGCUCGUCGAUCAUCAUAGGAGGGCAGCCAACCGAAUGGCGACACUCAUCCAGUACACUCAUCGAGGAAUGCGUCUCGUAUUCAGCACACUAUUUGGGCUCAAUGGAAAUAUCAAACAUCGAAGGAACUGAAGACUCGCGUAGAGCCAUGAUUAAACUCAAGAAGGGUAUUCGUGAGAUUGCAAAGGUGCCACAAGUGUUGUUAGAGAUUUCGGUGGCCGGAGUUCGAGUGUUGGACGCGACAACGAAGCAGCUAACAGUAGAGCACGAUAUAACUCGUAUCCAAAUCGUGUGUCAGGAUGAGCGUGAUUUGAACUGUUUUGCGUACAUAUCACAGGAUGGUGACAAGCAUUUUUGUCAUGUCUUUUGCGUUCUCACCGCGGAUGUUGCCACCGAAAUAAUCAUAACCUUGGGCCAGGCAUUUGAGGUUUGCUACCGUUUGGCUAACGGCACGUACAGGUCGGAUGGUGCUGAUCCAAUCGUCAUCAACCCGCUUCUUUAA
Molecule: messenger RNA, 3147 nt
Organism: Anisakis simplex (herring worm)
Lineage: Eukaryota; Metazoa; Nematoda; Chromadorea; Rhabditida; Anisakidae
Source: the annotation of a GenBank genome assembly